AUGGCUACCAUCCCUGCAAGAAACCAUGAAAGCAAAGUCACUUGUGGUUGCCUCGGUCGAACUGUGACACAACCAAUGGCUGCUUCGUCUGAGAUGGACAUAGCAGAAGGUAUCAUUGCGGCUGAAUUGAAUGGACUUUCGAUUCAGGAAAGAGUCACUGCCUUGGAUGACUUGCAUUGUGUCGGCCAAGGUGAAGAAGACGACCCGGAAAUGAUCCAAAGCGCACUAGAUAAAUUUGAAGAAGAGGUUCUCAUGGCAAACCAUCCUGCAUACAACUUGGCAGUGAUGAAGCAAAAUCCAUACGUUGAAGACUCUGAAUAUCGACUUCGGUUCCUCAGGGCGACAAUAUUUGACGUAAAAAAGGCAGUCCGACACAUGCUUAGCCUGUUGCAGUACCAAGCUGAAUACUUUGGCGUCGACACGCUCGGCCGUAAAAUUGUUCUGUCUGAGCUGAAGAAAGAAGAAGCGAUGCUCAUGCUAAGAGGAAUACAUCACUAUUCUAUGCAGACAGACAGAAAUGGUCGAUAUGUGACCUAUGUCUUCAGCAACACUUUAUUGGCUGGUGUCCCAGUGGAAACUAUCAUUCGAUCUUGUCUGUAUGCCAAUCAGGUCUUCUCUUCGUUUCCAGAGGCACAAAAGAAGGGUUUAGUAGGCGUCUACAUGGGUAUUGGUGAACCCGAUGAAUCCGUACAGCUGGGUCCAAGAUACUUCAGUUGGUUCUUUAAAUUGAUCAAGUUUAUCGUAUGCCUUCCAAUCAAGUUCUCAAGUUCGCACUUCUGUAUCAAUAUCGCCAACAGCAAGAACGUGGCGAUUCACAAAAAUGUUAUUGAGACCUUCAUCAAGGCCCUUCCUAGUUACGCGAGGGUGAGAACAAAGCUUCAUUAUGGGAGUGCACUGGAGAUCCGUUACAGCCUUCAGAGUCAUGGUAUUCCGAUGGACACUUACCCGAUAGAUUCCAAUGGCAACAUUCGACAAGAUAUGAUUGAUAGCUCCUGUCUCAAGCACUACGGCAUUGAUGCUUCCAACUACAGAGUAAACCCAUCUUUCGAUUUGGUGCCGAAUAAUGCAGUGACAGGUGUGAUACCUCCGACCCCCGCCUCUUCUCAGCAGAAUAGAAUGGGUCAUAUUGCUCUGCUUGAACCCAAACCUACUGAUGUGCUACUUGGACGUGGAAAACCACUUCAUAAUCACCCUGGAAAUAUCCAGUUAAGAGCAAUGAUUGAGGAAUGCCAGGAAGAAUACGAUGCGAUUGGUAGACUGGAGAAACGUCAAAUGAUCCAGAACAUCAAGCGUGCGUGUCAUUCCAAAGGCACCCGAUUUCUCAAGCAAUAUGGCAAGAGGACCUGGGUUCUCGCUAAUUCCGCUGAAGCUGACGAGAAGAUACGGCAACGAUUUAGGUCUGGUAGGAAGGAACGGUAA
Molecule: messenger RNA, 1419 nt
Organism: Cylindrotheca closterium
Lineage: Eukaryota; Bacillariophyta; Bacillariophyceae; Bacillariales; Bacillariaceae
Source: the annotation of a GenBank genome assembly